Rubroshorea leprosula is the source of this 2121-nucleotide messenger RNA. NCBI's taxonomy places the organism in Eukaryota, Viridiplantae, Streptophyta, Magnoliopsida, Malvales, Dipterocarpaceae. The record is from the annotation of a GenBank genome assembly.
AUUUCACCGGAAUGAACCAAAGUCAGACCAAAGACCAUUACUUGUGUUCAUACCAAUCACUCUGUUCAUAUUUCAUUCAUCAAAUCGUCAAUGUUCUCAAUAGAAAAGGCUUCUCUUCAUUACAUUUAGAUCCCUGUUUUUCGUCUCUCCAUUGCAUUUCUUUUAAUCUCAUCAAAAUUUCUUCUGGAGAUUCAGGAAUCAGAUGCGUAACUGAUAAAUUAGUCCGAUCUUCUUGUCAUUCCUCUCUCAAAAUCUAAGGAUACCCAUUUGUUGCAAAUCCAAAAGGGUGUCGUUUUCUUCUGGAAAGUUCUUUUCUUUGCGGUUUGUCUGGAUUUUCUUUUGUGGGUGAUCAAUGGGGAAGGUGGCAGUGGGGGCCGCGGUCAUAUGUGCUGCGGCAGUGGCAGCGGUGGCGGCUGUGGUGGUGCACCGCAAAAUGAGGGAGGCUGCCAGGUGGACCAGGGCAAUGAAGAUUGUGAAGGAGUUUGAGGAGAAAUGUGAGACCCCAAUUGGGAAGCUGAAGCUGGUGGCUGAUGCCAUGACUGUGGAGAUGCAUGCUGGCCUUGCAUCUGAAGGUGGCAGCAAGCUCAAGAUGCUCAUCAGCUAUGUCGACAAUUUGCCAACUGGGAAUGAGAAGGGAUUAUUUUAUGCUUUAGAUGUUGGAGGAACAAACUUCCGUGUUUUGCGGGUGCAACUGGGAGGGAAGGAUGCUGGUAUUGUUAAUCAGCAGUUUACUGAGGUGUCAAUUCCUCCCAAUCUGAUGACUGGGACUUCUGAUGAAUUAUUCGACUUCAUUGUGACAGAACUUGCAAAUUUUGUUGCUCAAGAAGGUCCUGAUUUUCAGCUGACUCCUGGUAUGCAGAGGGAGUUAGGUUUUACCUUCUCAUUUCCGGUGAUACAAUCAUCCAUUGCUUCUGGGACUCUUCUUAGGUGGACAAAAGGCUUCUCUAUAGAUGAUACAGUUGGCCAAGAUGUGGUAGCAGAACUGACCAAAGCCAUGGACAGAAAAGGGCUUGAUAUGCGAGUUACAGCUCUGGUCAAUGACACGGUUGGAACACUAGCUGGAGGUAGGUACGCAGACAGUGAGGUUGUUGCUGCUGUGAUCCUAGGUACUGGCUCAAAUGCGGCAUAUGUAGAACGUUCACUGGCAAUACCGAAGUGGCGUGGUCUACCACCUAAGGCUGGGGAGAUGGUUAUCAAUAUGGAAUGGGGCAACUUUAGGUCAUCUCAUCUUCCAUUAACAGAGUAUGAUCAUGCAUUGGAUGCAGAGAGUUUGAAUCCAGGUGAACAGAUUUAUGAGAAGCUAAUAUCUGGCAUGUAUUUGGGAGAAAUUGUACGUAGAGUUCUAUGCAGGAUGGCUGAAGAAGCUGCUUUUUUUGGUGACACUGUACCACCAAAACUUAAAGUGCCAUUCAUAUUGAGAACACCCGAUAUGUCAGCAAUGCAUCAUGAUACAUCACCUGACCUCAAAGUUGUGGCCAAUAAACUGAAAGAUAUUCUAGAGAUAUCCAGUUCCUCCCUGAAGAUGAGAAAAUUGAUUGUUGCACUCUGCAACAUUGUUGCCACACGUGGGGCACGUGUUGCAGCUGCUGGAAUCUUGGGUAUACUGAAGAAAAUGGGAAGAGAUACAAUCAAGGAUGGGGAGAAACAGAGGACAGUGAUAGCAGUGGAUGGUGGACUCUACGAGCACUAUAUUGAAUACCAGAAGUGCUUGGAGAACACUGUGAAUGAAUUGCUCGGACAAGACCUAUCUGACAGCAUAGAAUUGGUGCAUGCAAAUGAUGGCUCAGGCAUUGGAGCUGCCCUCCUCGCUGCCUCCCAUUCCCAGUAUCUUGAAGCUGAGAAGCCAUAAGCAUAGUCAGAACAACUUUGGGCAUUCUUGAUGGUUUUUUGCAAAACUUCUUUAAAUUUUUUUAAUUUAGUCCAUUUUUUUACCUCUUCUCUUUCAUUUGAGGAAUAUGAAUUUUUUUCUUUUAAUGGCAACAGAAAGGAACACUUGCCAUUUUUAUUUUUAUUUUUAUUUUUAUUUUUUUUUGACAAGGGUAAUAGUUAGGAAGUUAAUAUGAAUUAGUUGUUAGCAGCUGAGGAUUUGAUCCCCAGACUGAAUGAACAUUUCACCAUUUC